CCCUCCGAGUUCAGCAAGCAAAACCCACGGUCCGAUUUCUUUGUGUUUGUAUCUACUUGGAGUGGAACUCGGACCCUCCGAGUUGGCAAGGAUAACGCACCGUCCGAUUUCCGCAUUACCCAAUCGCACGGUCCGAAUUGCGUGAAAGAAGGAACACGCGUCGCAUCCCCGCUGAUCCACAAACGGUGCCCCUAGAAAACACACAAAGAAGCCACUCUCUCACCAUCCGAAGACACACUCACUCACCUUUCACUCUCACAGUCUCCUUCUUCUUCCUUUCUCUGGGUUUUGCAUGGUGGAGGAGCAUCAACAAUGUCAAAAAAAUACAAAAUCAAAGAUGUUGAUCGAUCUGAGCUUCAUAUUAUUCAUUAUCUCAGUGAUCCUGAUUAUAAAUCAAGAAUGUUGACAUGUAACCAUCCACUUCCUCCGGAUCGGUACAACGAUAGGGUGGAGGAUCAUUUGCGAAUUACCGGGUUCUAUCAUGUGUCUCAGAUUGGGAUAGUGCAGUGUCAGAAAGCAUUGGUAAAUGCUCUAAUCGAACGUUGGCACCCAGACACACAUACGUUCCACCUUCCCAUUGGUGAAUGUGCUGUGACACUUGAAGAUGUAGCUUUAAUUCUUGGUCUUCCCACAGAUGGUCUUCCAGUAACAGGGAUGACUAUGAGUAGUUUUGAAGCCUUGGAAGCGGAGUGUUUGCUUCAGUUUGGCGUUGCACCGCGAAGGGAGGACUGUAGAUCUAGCUGCAUAAAACUGACGUGGCUGAGGAAUCUAAAAGAGAAUAUAGAAUUGACUGAUGAAAUAAAUAUACAGAGGUAUGUUAGGUGCCACAUUAUGUUGCUGAUCGGAACGAUCCUGCUUGGGGAUAAGUCAGGAGCAGGUGUUCAUUGGAAAUUUCUACCCUUGUUACGUGACUUUGUCAAUAUUGGACAGUAUAGUUGGGGCUCAGCAUGCCUAGCACACCUUUACAGGGCGUUAUGCAGGGCAUCUCGUUAUAACUGUAAGGAAAUAGAUGGUCCACUAACACUUCUGCUCGGAUGGGCUUGGAUCCGACUGCCAUAUCUAUCGCCGGUUCCUAGAGAACCCCGCAGUUUUCCACUAGCAAACAGGUGGCGUAACUGGGAGCGUACUGACCGACGAUUUAGAUAUUUGAAGCUAAAUCACUUUAGGAAGGCCUUUGAUGAACUUCAGGAAGGACAGUUUGUCUGGGUUGCUUAUGCUGUGGAUCGUGUGGAUCCGAACAUAAUUCCUCCAGAAAUCUACCGAUAG
Arachis ipaensis is the source of this 1266-nucleotide messenger RNA. The record is from RefSeq and is a predicted model, not a curated record. Lineage: Eukaryota; Viridiplantae; Streptophyta; Magnoliopsida; Fabales; Fabaceae.